Danaus chrysippus (African queen) is the source of this 3234-nucleotide messenger RNA. The record is from the annotation of a GenBank genome assembly. Lineage: Eukaryota; Metazoa; Arthropoda; Insecta; Lepidoptera; Nymphalidae.
AUGAGGCUGUUAUACAAAAGUGGACCAAUGGAGUCUCUCAGAAAAUGGUUCUACAAACCAAAGAGGGAUGACAGUUCUCUACUAGCGCAGUUCUUCUUUGCCGAUGACGCGCUUAAUUUGAUAGCUGCUGAGUUGGACUCUUUCGAUGGUCGAAAGGACCCAGAGAGAUGUUCUACUCUCGUGAACCAACUACGUCAUGCACAGGAUAGAGUUCUCAACAUCACUAGUCAGAUAAUGGACCAAGUUCUCGGAGAUGAGAGAGUCGCUCGCGGCUUCCGUGUCAAAUUCCCAGAGGACGUACUACAGGAUAAUCUGGCUGGUCAGCUGUGGUUUGGGGCUGAGUGCCUGGCAGCUGGUUCGUCUAUAAUGAAUAGGGAGGAAGAGUCGGCAGCUAUGAGACCGUUGGCUAAGGCUUUGACCAGAAGUCUUGAAACUGUGAGAUCGUUACUCAGAGAACAAUGUCUCCGCCCGCGUGGUCUGGCCCUACAAGAUCAUGACGACAUGCUCCACGAGAGUUUGAGGAUAUUUGAUAGAUUGUUCGCUGAAUUCGAACUAUGUUACGUGAGUGCGAUGGUAAAUGUCAAGACACCACACGAGUUUGAGGCCCAGCAGUUGAUAUGUGUCUUGUUCUCUGAGAGUCUAAGACGAGCUCUCAAACAGAGUCUGCUUACACAAGAACAGGUGGAUUCAUAUGACCCAGCGCUAAUGUUCGCUGUUCCACGUCUCGCCAUAGUUAGCGGUCUCUUGAUAUAUUCUAGCGGACCUCUCAGUAUAGACAAACCACCUGAGGAGAUGUCCGACAUGUUCCGUCCCUUUCGCACCCUUCUUCAUAAAAUUCGUUCUCUCCUCUGGACAUUGGAUCGACGGGAACUACUCGUACUUGAACGAUUGUUAUGUACUAACGAAGACGUUUCCAGUCUCGCAGGGCUUGAUAUACCCGCUGAUGAUUCAACGGCUGAUUCAUGUUAUCCUGAUAUUGGCGAGUUCGUGUCUAAAUUCUACGCGGAUAACGUGCACUGCCGGGAUCUGUACACCCAGAGUUCAAGCGAGCAUUUGAUAACAGACGCCGAUUACCUUCCCGACAACAUAGAGGUCAUGACUCCGAUCAUUGAAGGACUGAAACGUCUCACAGAGGACAUCGAUGAAUCUGAACGAGAAUCCAUCGAUAUCGACAAUAAACUUACAGAUAAGGACAGCACUAGCACUGAUACAUUCCAAUCAACCGAGAGCAAGGAAUUUGAUAAAAUGCGGAAGAUAAGUAGGGCGGAAAGUGAUUUAUCGUCGCUGAGAAAUCUAUCGACAAAUGGUCUCAUGAUGUUCGAUCCGUUGGUUAUAAAUGCGGUGUCAGCAUCGACAUCAGAUCGACAAAUCCCGGACCAAGAUUUAGUCACAUCACUAAACGAGCAAGUCACUGAAAUAGCGGAUAGAUUAUCAUCAAUAGUUAGUGACGUGGAUAUACACGAUCACCAAAUACAUUCGUUUUCAACCAACGAUGUACCAUCUCUGAUAUCGAAUGAGAAUUCUGAAGAUUUCGGGUUUAGUGGUCCAAGGAAUGAACAAUUAAGUUGUAUGCCAUCUACUAGUCAUGGUUAUUUGAUACCAAACGCUAUAAGUCAAGAGCCCGUAGUACUAGCGUCGCUAUCACACAAUAACUCCGCUGUGUUCAACCAAGACGAGAACAAUGAUAUUAACGGUGCAAUACUGAAUUCUGAUCUCCCAUUAAUACUAACCGAUAAUAUUGACGCUGAUAUUGUAAAUACUAAUAUAUCAAUAGCUAACGUGAAUCUUAGUUCACUGUUGUUGACGAACGAGGAAUUCAGACAGAAUUUUAUAGAAAACGAAAAUGAUGGUGAUAAUACAAGCUUCCAUUCAGCAAAAAUGACGAUGGAUAAAGACGAAAGGGUGAAAUUCAUGCUCGGCUACGAUAGUGAUCACGAAUCACCUGUAGAUUCAGGUGUUAGUACUGAAAAUACAAGCUUAGAUAGAUCACCCGAUACGGACCAGAAUAAAGAUAUCAAAUCAAACUAUUUCAUGCAACAGAACAGGGUAUUAAAAAGUCCGACAGACGAGCGGAUACAGAAAGAAAACGUUCUAGAAAGUUCCUUCUCCGAUGUAAGAGAUGAUGUAAAUAUAAAUUACGUUGAAGAUGACUCACAGAAGAAUGAAGCGUCGUCUAGCGUUAUAGAUAGGUUGAGCGACGACGGACUAAACGAAGCUACUAAUGUUAAUGUACAGAAUUGGAACACAAAUGAACCACAAGAAGAUAUAAGGACCAUAGAGGAUGUUAUAACAGGACUAAGAAGACAUAGAGAAGCUGAUAAGAAGAAUACGUUAGAAGGAACCAACGAACCGAACUGUUCAACAAGCACGAGACGGAAAAGGAAGUCGAGCACCAAAAAGAAAAAGAAAAAAAUGUGGUCGCCCGGCAUCGUUAUACUCGAUAAUAGAUCUAACCAAAACCAAAGUCCUUUAAGAUUGAACCUGGAUCACUUUGUCGAGAAUACAUCUUGCAGUACGUCCGAGUGCGCUGACGACGAGCAGAUCGCCCUCGCGCUUCAAGCACAGGAACUAGCAGCAAGAAGACGGGCCAGGGAUAAGUUCAAGUCAUCCGAGGAUCUCAUACAUCGUCUGUUCGUAUGUAUAGCCGGGGUCGCUGACCAGUUGCAGACUAACUUCGCAGCUGAUCUACGCAAUAUAUUGAAGGCUGUCUUCCUCAUGAACCAAACGGCGGAAGUACCGGAAAGCAUAGAAUAUCAGGCUGGCGAGGAUCAGGUCAUACAGAACGGAAGUUCGUUCGACAGCGUUUAUUCGGCUGAGGAGGUGUACGCGGACAGUAACUCCGACUCUACAUCAGAGCCAUCUAGAGUCGCGCGACGUAACACAGUCAACUCUACUAUGAACGAGCCCAAUGUUAGCGAUAGACGUAAAUCAGCUGAUACUAUGCAAGCCUCUGUGUCAACGGGAGAUCUAACAUAUAGGGAUGAUACGUCUUCAUCAUCAGUAGUGGAGCGAGCCCCAGAGUGGGUCCCUGAUAUAGCGGCGCCCGCCUGUAUGAGAUGCUCCUCACACUUCACGGCCUUCAGGCGCAGGCAUCACUGUAGGAACUGUGGUAAAGUCUUCUGUGCUUCGUGCAGCUCAAAUUCAAUACCAUUACCGAGAUUUGGUCAGUUGAAGCCGGUGCGUGUGUGUGAGGAGUGCUAUCAGACCAACUGCGGGAGACAGACGAAUCGGUGA